AUGAGUUCCGUGUAGAACUGGAAUUCAUAGUUUCGUACUCUGGCUUUCCUCGUGCCUUCGCUCUUCUUUAUAACUGCUAUUCGGUGCUUAUUCACACAGCACUCUGUCCAAAAUUCAUCCCAAUUCACCUCCCCUUUCAAAUCCCCAAAAAAGAAAAAAAAACAAGUGAGUUUUCUCCAAUUGCAGAAUUUGGUACAAGGGUUUGUUCUCCAGUUGAAUAGUCUCUGCGAAUUUUGAUUGAUUCACGCUUCAAUCGGUAAGACGCCUUAAAUCUGGAGAAUGGCCCUGACUGGAAAGAAAAGGAAAAGGCGACUCGAGCAGCUCCCUGGUACUGGAAAAAAGAGUGGCUGGAACUGGAUUGAUGUACAGCAGUCGGAAUUUGAAACAGCAGCAGUGACCCUCUUUGUAAAUUUUCCUAUACUUGAACUCCCUGUCAACCUAAUUUAUGAUAUACUUUCCAGACUUCCAUUGAAGAGCAUAUGCUGUUGUAGACUAGUGUGCAAAGCAUUCCUUGACCUCCUCGCACAACCUUAUUUUGCCCAACUGCACCUAGCAAAGACUUCUCUCACCACAGUUAGCUUGGCUCUUCAGAAGAAUAUAUUCCAGCAGGGGCUUCUUUGCUUCCAUUUGCUCGACAUUGAUGAGGUCUCCAAAGGUGCCCCUUGUAGCACGGCCUGUCAUCAUGACAUUUGUCGUGCUCGCAGUCCAUCCCAUCCCUGUCGUUCGUUAACCACGCAGAAUGCUGAUUUCUACUUUUCUGCAAGGGAAGCUGUUAUAGUUGGAUCAUGUAAUGGGCUGCUCUGUCUAUAUUAUGCGUUACAAAACGCUUAUGUCAUUUUAAAUCCUAUUCUGGGCGAAUAUGUGGUUUCCGGUUGUCUGCCUUCAUCAACACCGGCCUAUACAUACAUGAACCAUUCCGGAUUUGGCUUCUGCCCAGGCACUAGGCAGUAUAAGAUUGUUCGAUUCAUGUGUGUAACAUAUGUUGUUGGUUCCUUAGUAUUCACACCUGAAACAGAAGUAAUGGUAGAGAUACAUACACUGGGCUCGACGUCCUGGAGAAAGAUAUACAAUGUUCCUUGUCCCAAGAUUCAGGGAUCAUUUGAUCCUCUUCUAAAUGGCUGUUUUCAUUGGAUUACUACUAGUUGCAAUCCUUCUGACUUAAUUUGUUCACUGGAUUUGGAGAAAGAAUGCUUCAAGCAUCUUCCAACACCGCGUCACUUUAGUCAAUCGUAUGUCAACAAAAUCUCCUGGAUUACGGUAGGCAUACUAGGAGGAUGUCUCUGUCUUUGCUAUGUUUACGAGGAUAAUCUUUUCGAGGCUUGGGUAAUGAAAGAUUAUGGUGUGAAGGAAUCAUGGACGAAAGAUUUCAGCAUCACCAUAAACUUCUAUUCUGGCUUGCGCUUGGAACAUUUGAACCGCCCCAUCAAAUUCCUGAGCAACGGGGAUCUGUGGCUUGUCUCCGACAAUUCUGUAGUUUCAUACAGUCCUCGAGCAGGAACUUUCAAAGAUUUUAAGGUCCUGGAGCCCUGGGUCACCGAAGUUGUUGUCCACAUUCCGAGUUUCAUAUCCCUCAAGCAUGCAUUACAGGGCAAUAAUUUGGAGGUGAAAUAUCUGGGAAGGGCGAGGCCGGCAAAGAUAUCAGUGAUGUGAUGUCCUUCAUCCCCCGGUUCGGUUGAAGAAUUAAAUCAAUACUCAGAAUAUCUCCAUGACAAUAUGCUCAAAGUCGUCACUAUCAGUGGUCUAAUGCUUGCUACCGUUUCUUAUUAGGAUCGAUCAACGGGUCAUCAAAGGUAGAUUGGCAUCUUGGCAAAAUGUAUGUAAUAUAGCCAAUAGAAGAGGGUGGUGAAUUUGGAGUUCUUUAUAGAUUAGAUUAGAUUAGAUUUGAUUUGAUAAUUAAUUAUUGAGAAAUUUUAUUUUAUGACAGCGAUGAUGAGAUCUUAAGUAAUUUAUCUUGGUUUUGUGACUUUAAAGCUAAAGAAA
This is a messenger RNA of Coffea arabica (coffee), 1980 nucleotides long. Its product is annotated as F-box protein At3g07870. Lineage: Eukaryota; Viridiplantae; Streptophyta; Magnoliopsida; Gentianales; Rubiaceae. Gene Ontology annotation, molecular function: protein binding. The record is from RefSeq and is a predicted model, not a curated record.